This is a messenger RNA of Pichia kudriavzevii, 1221 nucleotides long. RefSeq lists its product as uncharacterized. The record is from RefSeq and is a predicted model, not a curated record. Lineage: Eukaryota; Fungi; Ascomycota; Pichiomycetes; Pichiales; Pichiaceae. The coding region runs from base 1 to 1221 and encodes 406 amino acids. The transcript has a single exon.
AUGGCAACCGACGAGAAGGAGAUUUUUGAGUUUCUAGACUCGUUACCAACAGAGGGCGCCGAGGGUUCUAGUGCAGUUGUAGUUGAGAAGGGGAACGGAGAUGAUGAGAUUCUUGAAUUUUUGGAUGAAAUAGAGGGAAAGACCAAGAAGGAGUCAACGGAGACAAAGGAGAAGCCAAAGAACGAACCCAAGGAGGAGCCAAGAGAGGAGGUUAGUGAUGAAUCUAAGGAAACAGGUGCAAAGGGAGAAGCGGAAGAGGCGACAGGGAAAACCCCCACCAGUGAUGCAGCCGAAGUUGCUGAUCCUAUAACAUCGAUUGCAUCAUGGUGGAACAAGAGUGGAUCCACUAGGGUUUCUCAGGGAAUCACCUCUCUAUGGGGGACUGCGCAGUCUAUAGGUGAACAAGCAGAAGAGAAGCUCAAGAAGGCACGUGAGCAAGAUCUUGCAUCUACUCUGAAGGAUUUGGGUAUUGGAGAAAUGGGUGAAAUGCUUGACGAAGAUCAAAUUAGUGAGCUAAAGAAGCUGUCGAAGGUUGAUGCAAGUAAGGCAAUAGGGACAUUAAAUGAAGGGUUUAGUAAAGGGUUGAGCUUUUUUGGAGGGACAUUGAAUGAGGUGAUUGAAAGAAUCCAAACGGUCCAAGAGAAGGACGAGUCUAUUGAGGUUUUACUUGUCCAUGAUUUCCAGAAUUUUGGCUGGUUAGGAGACGUUGUUAGGGACAGUUUAGAAGAAGUUAUGAGUGAACAAGUUGACGGUAAUAUUGAGGUCAGAGUAAUCGAAAGAGGUGCCAAAAUCGAUGGGAAUGUCGAUUUUUUUUCAAUGUUUCAUGGUAGCAAUGUUGAUGCGGAGAAGUUAAUCAACGCCAACAUUGAGAAAGAUAUAGCUAGAGAGAAGACAGGUAAGACCCAGAUAGUGAUGAGUCUGUUAGCGUGGACUACCAAUGAUGGGAAAGGGUCUGGGGAAGUUGAGGGCGACAUAACCAUUGAGAGUGAUACCAGUGAUUCGUUUACUAUUAUGUUGUUGCUCAAGGAUGGGGUCCAUGAUAUCACCAUUCGUGGAAAUUCUCAACCAUUGCCAUUAAAGUGGGCACAUUGGAUGGAGGAAAAGAGAGGUGAGGAUGAGAUUGAUCCUAGUGAGUGGGUCAUUGAGUGGAUCCGCAAGAGUAUUGUGAAUGCGAUUGGGGUAGUUUGCCAAAGUUAUGUGAUCAGGAGAAUGGGGUACUGA